Molecule: messenger RNA, 2188 nt
Organism: Elaeis guineensis (African oil palm)
Lineage: Eukaryota; Viridiplantae; Streptophyta; Magnoliopsida; Arecales; Arecaceae
Biological process (GO): retrograde transport, endosome to Golgi; receptor recycling; endosome organization
Cellular component (GO): trans-Golgi network; recycling endosome; early endosome
Source: RefSeq, a predicted model, not a curated record
UCUUGCGGUGUUCCGAUCACACUAUUCUAUAAGCGUAACCCAGAAACCGAAGAUGCGUUAGCGUCUCAUAUCAUUCAGUGCCAUUCUUUUUGUUUGUUAACGGUUCCAUACUAUUCAUAGAGCCAUUUACUGAAUACUAUGAUUAUAAAAUAUUUUGCAAACAAUUUUUUUUCUCAUUCUUGGUAGUUGUGUGAAUUUUUAGAUCCAGUUUUAGGUUGAAGUUGCUGCAUGCACUAUGCCUUGGGGGCAUAAAGGAUUUAGAAACUGCAACUAAUUAUGGAAUAAUUCAAUAAAAUUUCGUCGACGAUAACGCCACCCGCUGGUCCCGAAGCCGACCUAACAGUCCAACGCCAAACGCGCUUCCUUUCCGGGGAAAAAAAUCCACCAAAAACCCUAACUCUCUUCGUUCGCGUGGGACGGUUCUUCAUUUCUUCUCACCGAUGGCCUCCAAUGGAAGCUCUGCGAUGGUGGGUGAUGCGGAGAGCAGCUUGGAGAAGAUCAAACGGCAGCUGACGUCGGGCUCGGGGAGGUAUCUGCUGCAGGGCCCGCUUCUCAAGCGGUCCGAAACGCUGAGGAAAUGGAAUGAGAGAUGGGUGAUCUUGGACCCAACAUCCGGAAAAAUGGAAUACAAGACUCGGAGAAAUGAGACUGUUGUCAAGGGAACAAUCAUAUUUGAUUCAAACAGUACCAUCACUGUGUCCCCUGUGAACUUCCAUGGGCUUCCAAGAUAUGAUGGCUGUUGUUUUUAUAUCGGAACUCCACGUAAGAAGGACUACUUUCUUUGUGCUGAAACCCCUGGUGCUGCAAGAGCUUGGGUAUCCACUUUACAUGCAACUCAGUUGGUCCUUCGGGCCCAUAAAGAGGCAGUUAAUUCAUUGAGUGGGAAUGGCUCUGCAAAAUUAGGAACAGUUGCUGCUGUAAUUGCAGCUGCCAACUCAACUGCAGUGGAAGCAUCCAAAGAAAUAGAAGCAGCAAUGAAGAUAUCUAUGAGAGCAGCUUUGGGCUUGUUGACAAAUAAAACAAGUGAAGGUCACCUGGAUGAUCUGACAAUUAUGAAGGAGACUCUUCGAGUGAAAGAUGAGGAGCUACAGCAGCUAGCUAAGGACCUUCGUGCUAGAGAUUCCACAAUAAAAGUGAUAGCAGAUAAAUUAACAGAUACAGCUGAGGCUGCUGAAGCUGCUGCUUCUGCAGCACAUGCAAUGGAUGAAGAGAGAAGACGUGCAUGUGCAGAAAUAGAGCACCUAAACAAGGAUGCAGAGAAGCAAAUAGAGUCAUCCAUGCUUAAGUUGAGAGAAUCUGAAGAAAAGGUAAUGGCCCUAAGCAAAGACAGAGAGAUAUUACUGAAGCAGAGGGACUCUGCAGUUCAGGAGGCACAACUAUGGCGUUCUGAGCUUGCAAAAGCUAGAGAACGUGCUGUGGUUUUAGAAGCAGCUGUUGUCAGAGCUGAAGAACGGGCCAGGGUUUCAGAGGCAAAUGCUGAGGCUAGAAUAAAGGAUGCUGCAGAAAGAGCAGCAGCCACUGCAAAAGAAAAAGAAGACCUCCUAGCAUUAGUAAAUAUCUUGCAAUUACAAGUACAGAGACAACAAAGCAACACCAAGCAGUUCCUUGAAAGAUCGGAGUCGUGCUCUGGCACUGAUGGCACUCUUCCAAGGACAAAGCAUGUAGACUUAUCAGAGGAUGAUGUAGAUAAAGCUUGCUUGACCGAUUCAAGAUCAGUUCCUGCGAAUAGUGUAGCCCAAUUGGGAGUUGAUGGAGUUGAAAUCCAUUCUAUUGGUGAUGCUGAGUGGAAUGAUAUCCAGUCCAUGGAUGCAAGGGUAGCUGAUGUAAGGGAGAUCGCCCCUGAAGCAGAGCAAAGCAGCUUGGACAUUCCUGUAGUGAGGCCGUCCGUUGAUGACCAUCAACAUAGAGGCAACCCUUCCCAGCCGUGAUGUUUCUGUGAGCUAUUUAUUGAAUUUCAGUGAUGGUGGUGACUAUGGGGCAUUGUAUAACUUAAUAUUAGUAAAUAAAGGUGUUGGAAUAUGAUCUGCCAAGGGAAUUCUUUCAAAUCUUUAUUUGAUUGUUGGGAUAAAUUUUUAAGGAGCUGCCAGGUACCAUAAUUUGAAAAUCUGCUAGAUGGGUUGUUUUUUGAAGGAUAUGUUUUUGAUAUCAGAUUUAUGGUCAUUGAAUGAAAUUAUACAGGUGAAUAAAU